Molecule: messenger RNA, 1078 nt
Organism: Helianthus annuus (common sunflower)
Lineage: Eukaryota; Viridiplantae; Streptophyta; Magnoliopsida; Asterales; Asteraceae
Exons: 1
Coding region: 130-801 (223 amino acids)
Source: RefSeq, a predicted model, not a curated record
UAAACUAUCUCUCACAACUCCCUAUAUAUUCACAUAUACAUUUUAUAUGUGUGUGUAUAUUAUUAUAUACACCACUACAAACACAUACAUAAAGAGGCUCCCUCUUCCCCAAUAACAACUUUUAAAAAAAUGGUCUCGCCGGAAUCUCCUCCGGCAACCACCAAGCCAGCCGAGCAGAACUCCGGUCCCCAGAUAUCGUUCUCCGCAGAGAUCUUAGACGACCUAAACUUCAUCACCAUCAGCCCACACGACAAAGAAAAGGAGAAAACAAAAACCAGCGAGUUCGAGUUUUUGUCGACCACCUUAGCCACUCCAACAACAAUGUUGUCGGCCGACGAGCUGUUCUUCGAAGGAAAAAUGCUCCCAUUUGGACAAAAACAAUGUUCCAACAACCUUAAGAAAAUAAACUUAAAAUCCGAAGAAGUUCAAGAUGUUACAAAGAUAAGGGAAGUGAAGCCAGAAGAGAAUAAUAACAGAAUGAAUUGGUUUAUCGAUGAAGAUCCGUCGCCCAGACCGCCUAAGUGUACGGUUUUAUGGAAGGAGUUAUUGCGGUUGAAGAAACAUCGAGCUUCUUCGCUUUCAACAUCGAGUUCUACAUCUUCUUCAUCUUCAGCUUCUUCAAUUGAUGAAGAUGCAAACAAAAAAGAAAAGCAUGUGAAGAAGAAAAAGGGGCUGGAGAGGACCCGAUCGACCGGAAUAAAGAUCCGACCGAUGGUUAAUCUGCCGGUUUGUACUCAGGGAGUACGGAGCAUCUCUAUGCCGCCUCCGUAUUCCAGUAGGAAAGGAAUGCUAGACAGGUAAAUUAGGGUUGUGCUAAACAUAUCUUUUUAUAUGGUUUUUACUAAACGGACCCCUCUUUACAUACUAAAUCAAUCAUAUAAUCUCUCUAUGCUUUUUCUUACAAGGGAUAUGUGUUAAGCAUGUAUGGGGUAUGUUUAGCCUUAUGAGUAACCUUUUAGGUAGUGUAUUGUCUCCAUUUAUUGAAUGUUGUGAUUUAACUAAGUGUUAUUAACUUAAAUUAAUGUGUAGUGAGUCAUAUGUUUAAAUAAAGUUGGAUUUAAGUUUAACUUUCAAUAAA